ACUCCCUUCCCACUUCCCCCCAUUCACAACCUCUCCUCUUCUCCCGUCUUCCCCAUUUCUCAACUUCUCGCUUUUCUCUCUCCUCCUUCUGCAAAAACUGCUCAUUGCGGCAUUUCGUCGAACACCUUGAAAUCAAUCUUCCCAGAAAAAAUUACCGAAGAAGAUAAUCAACAAUGUCGCUGCGACCUAAUUCGAGGACCGAGGUGAGGAAGAAGUCCUACAAAAUUGGGGUGGAUGCCGACGAAGCUCGCCGUCGUAGGGAGGACAAUUUGGUGGAGAUCAGGAAGAAUAAGAGGGAAGAUAACCUGUUGAAGAAGCGUCGUGAAGGUUUCGCUCUUCCAUCUCACCCUCAACAGCCCCUUAAUCACGAUGUUUCUCAGAAUAUGGAGAAGAAGUUGGAAAGCAUCCCUGUAAUGGUUCAAGGAGUGGCUUCUGCUGAUCCCAAUAUUCAGUUAGAGGCAACUACUCAAUUCAGGAAGCUUUUGUCUAUUGAACGAUGUCCUCCAAUUGAUGAAGUUAUUAAAGCUGGUGUUGUCCCGAAAUUUGUGGAAUUUCUUGACAGGCAUGAUCUACCUCAACUUCAGUUCGAGGCAGCGUGGGCUCUGACCAAUGUGGCAUCUGGGACUUCGGAGCAUACAAGAGUUGUAAUUGACCAUGGUGCUGUCCCAAAGUUUGUUCAACUCCUUGCAUCUGCUAGUGAUGAUGUCCGGGAACAGGCAGUGUGGGCUUUGGGAAAUGUUGCUGGUGAUUCUCCCACCUGUAGAGAUCUUGUACUGGGUCAUGGUGCGCUUGUGCCAUUGUUAUCUCAGCUGAAUGAAAACUCCAAACUGUCAAUGCUAAGGAAUGCUACUUGGACGUUGUCCAACUUUUGUCGUGGCAAACCACCAGCACCAUUUGAACAGGUUAAACCUGCGUUACCAGUCCUUCGACACCUUAUCCACCUAAAUGAUGAAGAGGUUUUGACAGAUGCCUGCUGGGCCCUUUCUUAUUUAUCUGAUGGCCCUAACGACAAAAUUCAGGCUGUCAUAGAAUCUGGUGUAUGCCCACGGCUCAUGCAGCUCCUUCUCCAUCCUUCGCCAACAGUUCUCAUUCCUGCUCUUCGAACAGUUGGGAAUAUUGUCACAGGAGAUGAUAAUCAGACCCAGUUUGUAUUAGACAACAACGUCCUUCCUUGUCUUAACCAACUUCUCACUCAAAAUCACAAAAAAAGCAUCAAGAAGGAAGCAUGUUGGACAAUAUCGAAUAUAACCGCUGGAAACAAGAUUCAAAUUCAGCUUGUUAUUGAGGCUGGUCUUGUUCAGCCUCUUGUGGAAUUACUCCAGAAUGCGGAAUUCGACAUCAAGAAAGAGGCUGCAUGGGCAAUCUCUAAUGCCACAUCUGGGGGAUCUCAUGAACAGAUACGAUUCUUGGUGAGCCAAGGUUGUAUCAAACCUCUCUGUGAUCUGCUAAUAUGCCCUGACCCACGAAUUGUUACGGUUUGCCUCGAGGGGCUUGAGAAUAUACUGAAAGUGGGAGAGGCUGACAAAGAAAUGGGAAUGAAUGGCGGAGUAAACGUGUACGCUCAAAUGAUUGAUGAAUGUGAAGGAUUGGACAAGAUUGAGAACUUGCAAACUCAUGAUAAUAACGAGAUUUACGAGAAGGCCGUGAAAGUCUUGGAGAAAUACUGGGCUGAGGAAGAAGAAGAGCAGAAUGUUCAAGAUGCUCUAACAGCUAUGAAUCAACAGGGCUUCAACUUCGGUGCUACACAACCCAACAUCCCAGCUGGCGGGUUCAAGUUUGGGUGAACGUACGGGCUUUUGGUGAUUUUAGUCCGUGUUUUUAGGCCCAUACCCUACCCCAAACCCCCGCUACUGAAUUUUGGAAGCCGUGUUUGCUAUUUUAGUUACACCCCGUUAGAGCCAGUGUUUUGGUCUUGCUCUUACGGGUCAUUGGUCUAUUAUGAAUUAUGAGUCUAUUUUGUUGUGUUUCUGCGUCUCACAGGAAAAAAAAUUACGGUAUACUCGGAAUUUGUAUUUAGUUGCACAAGUGUAGUCAAAAAGUUUAUUGCCAUGUUUGGCUCUUUUAAGUUCUUUUGGGAUUUUCAGUUUCAGGUUGGUUAUUAUUGGUGUCUGAGUAAGGAGAAGUUUCUUGCUGUUUUGUGGUUAUGCGUUUGGCAACUACUCUUAUAUAAUACCAAGUAGUAGUUACAUUGCUGUA
Molecule: messenger RNA, 2196 nt
Organism: Spinacia oleracea (spinach)
Lineage: Eukaryota; Viridiplantae; Streptophyta; Magnoliopsida; Caryophyllales; Amaranthaceae
Product: importin subunit alpha-4
Exons: 10
Coding region: 174-1784 (536 amino acids)
Biological process (GO): protein import into nucleus
Cellular component (GO): cytoplasm
Molecular function (GO): protein binding; nuclear import signal receptor activity
Source: RefSeq, a predicted model, not a curated record